CUGACAUCAGCCUUGCAGACUGGGGUCGCAAGGCCAUUGAGAUUGCAGAGAAUGAGAUGCCAGGGCUGAUGAAGAUGCGGGAGAUGUAUGCUGCAUCGAAGCCGCUGAAAGGUGCGCGCAUCGCCGGUUGCCUUCAUAUGACGGUGCAGACGGCAGUUCUCAUAGAGACCCUUAUAGCGCUGGGAGCUGAGGUACAAUGGUCAAGCUGCAACAUUUUCUCUACUCAGGACCACGCUGCAGCUGCUAUUGCAAAAGCUGGUGUUCCUGUGUUUGCCUGGAAAGGAGAGACCGAUGAGGAGUACUUGUGGUGCAUUGAGCAGACCCUGUACUUCAAAGAUGGGCAGCCCCUCAACAUGAUUUUGGAUGAUGGUGGAGAUCUUACCAACCUGGUUCAUACCAAAUACCCACAGCUCUUGAAAGGAAUCAGAGGUAUUUCAGAAGAGACAACCACUGGAGUUCACAACCUGUACAAGAUGAAGGCCAAUGGGACCCUGAAAGUGCCAGCUAUCAAUGUUAAUGACUCUGUCACAAAGAGCAAGUUUGAUAACCUCUAUGGUUGCAGAGAGUCUCUUAUCGAUGGCAUCAAACGUGCUACAGAUGUCAUGAUUGCUGGGAAAGUAGCAGUCGUGGCAGGUUAUGGUGAUGUGGGCAAAGGCUGCGCUCAGGCCCUGCGGAGCUUUGGAGCCAGAGUCAUCAUCACUGAAAUCGAUCCCAUCAAUGCACUGCAGGCAGCCAUGGAAGGUUAUGAAGUUACAACCAUGGAGGAGGCCUGCAAAGAAGGCAAUAUCUUUGUUACUACCACGGGCUGCACUGACAUCGUUCAGGGCAGGCACUUUGAGCAGAUGAAGGAUGAUGCCAUUGUGUGUAAUAUUGGCCAUUUUGAUGUGGAAGUUGAUGCAAAGUGGCUGAAUGAGAAUGCAGUAGAGGCGGUGAAUGUUAAACCUCAG
Mesitornis unicolor (brown roatelo) is the source of this 947-nucleotide messenger RNA. RefSeq names its product adenosylhomocysteinase (gene AHCY). The transcript is spliced from 7 exons. Gene Ontology annotation, biological process: L-methionine cycle. Gene Ontology annotation, cellular component: cytosol. The annotation marks the transcript as partial. Gene Ontology annotation, molecular function: adenosylhomocysteinase activity. The record is from RefSeq and is a predicted model, not a curated record. Lineage: Eukaryota; Metazoa; Chordata; Aves; Mesitornithiformes; Mesitornithidae.